UGAAGCCUCAUGCUGCAGCAUUGGUCGUCCUGACAAACGCAACAGCGGGUGACUAUUUGUUCGGCUCCCGCUAACACAAAGAACCGUUUAACACUGUACGCCCACUGUCUAGAAAGGUAGAAAUCGUCGGCGGCCAACGGCCAACAGCCAAGUCCGCCUGCAAAUCAAAUGUGCGCUUCUAAAGUGAAAACGUUAAGCUCGCUUUUCGGUUCCUCCAUUAGAAAGACAUCAAAGAAGUCCCGCUUGAGCUCAGGAGCACGCGAUACAAACCUUAAACAAUUCGUUUGCUCUUUGGACUCCUCAGCUGAUAGUUCAGGAAUAGUGGGCUCGAAGAAACCCGCUUUGAGAACUUCGAGGAAAUUGGCGCUGGAAACUCUGUCAGCGGAGUCGCAGUCGGUUAAUUCCGAGGAUUCCAAGAAGCAACUAUCCAUGGAUAUAUCUUCUUUGUUAUGUGGAAGUACGGUUCCACAGUCACCCAACUCAUCGGCUCUGUCUGCGCCUGAUGACAGAGAAUCCAUGGAGAAAGUGUUAGACAUACCAUGGAUUUCAAAUAUAUCUCAUGCCAGAGUGUCAAUUCACCAUAAGGAAAUUUCACGUCAGAGGAAACAAAAAUGGAUUUUCAAGAACAGCCAGAGUAAUCGUUUUGAGCGGUUAGUAAAAAUGUCUGCACAAAAACUGGGCACGGAAGCCACACUCGAGUUUUUUGGCAAACUGGGACGAGAAACUGGUGUCAAAGAAUACAAAGCAUUGAUGGAACAUUGUAUUCAGAAGGCCAGGGACAGUGAAGAUGAAGAAGUUUCAUUGCAUGAGAUUCAUAAGGCUUUUCAACUCUUUCAAACAAUGAGAGAACAUGGUUUUCAAAUAGAAGAAUAUAUUUAUGGUCCAUUUCUUAUGUAUUUGAUCGACAUGGGAAUGGUGGAAGAAUUCCAAUUUUUUAGUAGAAUUAUCCAAGAUGAGAACCCUGGCUCAAUUUCAAGACUGGGUUACUAUGAAAUGUCGCUUUGGAUUAGGGUUGACGAUGAGAGUAAAGUUCAGGAGCUAUGCAAUUCUAUUGAACUUGAUAAUGAGGGAGACAGAUAUAGCUUAGCAGAAAACUAUUUGUUGGCACUGUGCGAAAAUGACAGAUUGAAGGAGGUUUUGCAAUUAUCAGAAAUUCUGGACAUAACAAAAAUUUCAUCAUUGCACUACAUUGCUAGUUUCUUCAAGUCCCUAGGGAGGCUAUUACUAGAGAACCUUGCUGAAAAGUUCAUUUUGGCAUUCAAAACCUGUGAACCUGGAGCGAAAAAUAUGUCAGACUUCAUCUAUUACUAUGCUACUAGCAUGCCAAAUUUAGCGGUUGAGGAUGUCAUUUUAAAAUUCAAAGUCUUGCAUGAGAAGUUUGAAGUGGCUCCUUCAUCCACAUCAUAUGAAAAGCUUAUUGUGUACUGUUGUGAUUCACUCAAGGUGCAUGCAGCUCUUGAUUUAGUGGAUCAAAUGUUUCAAUUGGGUUUGACUUUAUCUGUCGGAAGUCUCAAUUCAAUCUUACAUGCAAGUGAGGAGAGCUGUGAGCUUGAAUUGGUACAUUCUAUCUAUUCAGUGAUACGCCACCAUAGCUUGAAUGCAAAUGCCGAGACCUUUAAGAUGAUGAUAAAUCUGUGUGCAAAAAUGAAAGAUUUUCAAGGUGCAUAUAAAAUGUUAACAGAUUUAGAAGAUUUAAACUUGGUCCCUACAUCAAAUAUGUACAAUUCGAUAAUGGCAGGAUACUUUAGAGAGAAAAACAUCAGUGGUGGGUUGAUGGUUCUCAAGCAAAUGGAACGUGCAGGUGUAAAACCAGAUACUCAGACUUUCAGCUUUUUAAUUGCAAACUGUGAAAGUGAAGAAGAUAUUAAAAAGUAUUAUGAAGAAAUGCAACGUGCUGGAGUUCAAGCAACAAAGCAUAUUUACAUGGCACUCAUAAAUGCGUAUGUUAAUUGUGGACAGUAUGAGAAGGCAAAACAGGUGGUCUUGGAGCAAGGGAUUUCAGUGAAGUACAUAAAUGAAGUUAAGAGUGUGUUAAUAUCAGCUCUUGCCUCGUCUGGGCAAACAGAAGAUGCACUUAAAAUUUAUGAAGAAAUAAAGCAAGCUGGAUGUAUUGUGGAGCCCAAGGCCAUUUUAAACCUCAUUGAACAUAUUCAAACUGAAGGGGAGUUGAGUAGAAUGUUUGAGCUGCUCGGGGAGUUGAAUGACCUUGUCAUUUGGUUUGAUGGGUGUGGCAGAGUUGUGCAAUAUUGUAUCCGAAACAAGCAUCUAAGGUCUGCUGUAGACUUACUCAAGCAAUUAAAGGAUAAAGAUGAAUCGGCUACCGAUGCUGUAUUAGAUCAGGCAUUCUGUAAAAUUUCGGAGAUGGAAUCCACAGAUCUGCAGAUAGGAUUGGAUUUGCUCCGAGCUAUCAAGGAUGAACUUGGCCUACUUCCAUCUCGAACAAGCCUAGAUUUCCUUCUCAGUAGCUGUGUAAAUGCCAAAGAUGCGCAAAGCGCUCGGUUGAUUUAUGAUGAGUAUAAGAAAGUCGGCCUUCCUUACAAUGUCUUAACUUUCUUAAGGAUGUAUCAAGUCCUUUUGGCUUCAGGGGAACAUACAUCUACAAAGAACAUGCUGAAAAAGAUACCUCAAGAUGAUCCCCAUGUUCGUCAUGUCAUCAAUGCAUGUCAAAAAAUUUAUGGUAAUUCCAAAUCCGUAAAGAAAAAGAAGAAAUGACCUUACGCCUGUAUGUGUUUUGUAUAAAAAUUGUCCCCUCCCCCCCCCCCCCCUUCUCUGGAGGUGU
Telopea speciosissima is the source of this 2779-nucleotide messenger RNA. Its product is annotated as pentatricopeptide repeat-containing protein At4g04790, mitochondrial-like. The record is from RefSeq and is a predicted model, not a curated record. Gene Ontology annotation, molecular function: protein binding. The transcript has 16 exons. The coding region runs from base 169 to 2712 and encodes 847 amino acids. Lineage: Eukaryota; Viridiplantae; Streptophyta; Magnoliopsida; Proteales; Proteaceae.